Molecule: messenger RNA, 582 nt
Organism: Lolium perenne
Lineage: Eukaryota; Viridiplantae; Streptophyta; Magnoliopsida; Poales; Poaceae
Product: CASP-like protein 1U3
Source: RefSeq, a predicted model, not a curated record
AUGGCUCGUGACAAGUCCGGCGCUUCGAACGCGACCAGCCUCGCGCUGCGCAUCGCCACGGUGGCGCUUUCGGUGGCGUCAACGGUCAUGAUGGCCUCGGCCUCGGCCUCGACCACCGGGAGCCCCGCUCCGACUCCGGCGAGCAACGUCUCCUACAGCGACUACAGCUCCUUGAGGUAUUCAUUGGCCGCCAACGUGGUAUCCGCAGCUCUGCAGGCGCUGGCGGUGUACCUGACGACGACGAAGGUGCGCGGCAACAUCGGGGAGCAUGAGGCGAAGGCGGCCAAGUCGCUGGCCCAGCUCGUCGACACCGCCGCGCAGGUGCUCCUCUACUCGUCGUCGGCCAUGUCGUUUGCCGUGGACGACUUCGGCUCCUGCGGCCAGAGGCUCAACGGCGUCUGCAAGUUGGCGGGGGAGUUCUGCCGUCAGGUCCAUGUCUCCGGAGCUAUCUCGAUCGCGGCCGCCGUCGCCCUGUCCGUGUCGCUGUACAUCGAGGAUGUUGUGCCCAUCUCGGUUUCAUUGGACGGAGAUGGAUGUAAGUCAGGAGCUGGUUGUGAGCGUGGCUGCCAUUGCGACCAUUAG